AGUUAGCAUCUCACAGGUUUCUGCUCGGAGUCCGAGUCCAGGUGUGAACAUGUUACCUUUAUCCAUUAAAGAUGACGAGUACAAACCGGCCAAGUUCAACCUGCUGGCGAAGCUGUCCGGAUGGUUCAGGUCCAUUUUAGCGGAUAAAACCUCCAGGAACCUGUUCUUCUUCCUCUGUCUGAACCUCUCCUUCGCCUUCGUGGAGCUCACCUACGGAAUCUGGAGCAACAGUUUAGGUCUGAUCUCAGACUCCUUCCACAUGUUCUUCGACUGCACCGCCCUGCUGGCAGGACUCGCAGCCUCCGUCAUCUCCAGGUGGAGGUCCAACGAUAGCUUCUCCUACGGGUACGUCCGAGCAGAAGUCCUGGCGGGCUUCGUCAACGGGCUCUUCCUCAUCUUCACCGCUUUCUUCAUCUUCUCAGAAGGAGUCGAGCGGGCUCUGGAGCCGCCCGACGUUCACCACGAGCGCCUGCUUCCUGUCUCUGUGGCCGGUCUGAUGGUCAACCUGGUCGGGAUCUUCGUGUUUCAGCACGGAGGACACGGACACUCGCACGGAGACGGAGGUCACGGUCACAGUCACUCUCUGUUCAACGGCAGCGUGAAUCACAGCCACGGAGGACACGAACACCACAGCAAACAGACAGACUGGCACGGACACGAAGGACACAGCCACGGAGGACAUGGACACAGCCACGAAGGACACGGACACAGCCACGAAGGACACGGACACAGCCACGGAGGACACGAGGAACCUCACGACGAGCUGAGGAAAGGCUCCAGCAAGCAGAUCCUGCAGGGAGUCCUCCUCCACAUCAUCGCCGACACGCUCGGCAGCGUCGGCGUCAUCAUCUCCGCCCUGCUGAUGCAGAAGUACGAGCUGAUGAUCGCCGAUCCCAUCUGCUCCAUGCUGAUCGCGCUCCUCAUCGGAGUCAGCGUGGUGCCGCUGCUGAAGGAGUCCAUCGGCAUCUUGAUGCAGAGAACCCCGCCUUCACUUGACCACACCCUGCCCGAGUGCUACCAGAGGGUGCAGCAGCUGCAGGGAGUCUACAACCUGCAGGAACCUCACUUCUGGACUCUGUGCACCGACGUUUAUAUCGGAACGUUAAAGCUGCUGGUGGCCCCCGACGCCGACACCCGCUGGAUCCUCAGCCAGACGCACCACAUCUUCACUCAGGUUGGAGUUCGACAGCUGUACGUUCAGAUCGACGUGGCCGCCAUGUAGAAGCUCCUCCUCCAAACCUGGGACCAAUCACAUA
Molecule: messenger RNA, 1256 nt
Organism: Nematolebias whitei (Rio pearlfish)
Lineage: Eukaryota; Metazoa; Chordata; Actinopteri; Cyprinodontiformes; Rivulidae
Gene: slc30a7
Product: solute carrier family 30 member 7
Exons: 11
Coding region: 50-1222 (390 amino acids)
Biological process (GO): zinc ion transport; transmembrane transport; intracellular zinc ion homeostasis
Cellular component (GO): Golgi apparatus; membrane
Molecular function (GO): zinc ion transmembrane transporter activity
Source: RefSeq, a predicted model, not a curated record